AAUAUUAAUAAUAGAAUAUUACAACAAUUAUUAUUAUUGUUGUUGUGAUUAUUAUAAAUAUCUAGCACCUUUAUAAAAAGGGACAACUUAAUCAAAUAAAAUCAAUUAGACUAAUUUUGUUAAAACAAGAAAUAGAUAUCAUCAUCUAAGAUUAAGGAAUACCACAUAAAAAAAAUCUCCCUUUUUAAAGGAGAUAGAUAUUAUAUAAAAAAAUAAAUCAUUAUUUCUAUUAUUAUUAUUAUUAUAAUAGUAACUAUUUCUAUUAUUACUAAUAUUAUUUCAAACACUGCAUUAUCAUUUUCAGCCAUAGAGAUACUAAAAAUAUUAAUUAAAUGUCAAACCCAAAUUUUUAUAUAAUUAUUCAUAUCAUUUUGAUCCGACUAAAAAAUUUGGAAGAAAAAAAAACUAAACGUAUAUGCUGGAGGCCUCACUGUUAGUUGACCAUUAAAAUCAUUUGGUUGAAUGACGUUGGAUUUCUACUAUCAACCGAAAUUUGUUUGCAAAUGAAAAAAUCUCAUUAGGCACCUUUUUUUGAAAAAGCUCAUUAGGCACCUUACCUCCCCUUACACACGUCGAAUCCGUGUGGAGAAAUCACUGCCAACGCAGAGAAAUAUUUCAAAGCAAUCAAAUCAUAGUCUACUCAAAAGGUAAAAGAAAAAAACAAAAAAAAACAAAAUAAAAAAAAAAUAAAAAAAAAUAAAAAAAUAAAAAAGAAUCCAAAGUACUCAAUUUAAAAUCCAAACGAACUACUAUGCGCUAACAAGCAAAUAAUAAGCGCACGAAAAUGGUACAUCCCAGUUUCACUAAAUUUUUGAUUCACAAAAAGAAGAAGCCUAAAAAUCGCACAAACAGUGGAAAGCACGUUGAAGGAGAAAGCUAGAUAAUCAUACCACGUCGCACGAAAGACGGGUCUCUUCUUCCCUGCUUAAUGGUCUCUACCCCGAUUCCAGUCUUUUUCCUUUCUCCUGCUGCCGUUGAUCACAGUCCUAUAAAAGUUAACUGCUGGUCUGGUCUAUGACGCAAACUGAAACUACUACCACCUCUCUUUCAAACCCUUUGCGUGCUGCACACUGUUCAGUCCUAUGUGAUAUUCUUUUCAUUGUUUUCUGCCUCUUUCUCUCACCCAGCAAGUCGGCUAGUGUUUGAAGGAGGAACUAAAGACCGGUGAAGAUGGUGAACUUCACAGUUGAUGAACUUCGGCGGAUUAUGGAUCGCAAACACAAUAUAAGGAAUAUGUCUGUUAUUGCUCAUGUUGAUCAUGGAAAAUCCACACUCACUGAUUCUCUGGUGGCUGCUGCUGGUAUCAUAGCACAAGAGGUUGCAGGAGAUGUUAGGAUGACAGAUACCCGUCAAGAUGAAGCUGAGCGUGGUAUCACUAUCAAGUCCACUGGCAUCUCUCUCUACUAUGAGAUGACAGAGGGUGAUUUGAAGAAUUUCAAGGGAGAGCGUGAAGGGAAUGAGUUCCUUAUAAAUCUCAUUGACUCACCUGGGCAUGUGGAUUUCUCAUCUGAGGUCACUGCCGCGCUUCGCAUCACUGAUGGGGCACUUGUGGUGGUGGAUUGUGUUGAGGGUGUGUGUGUCCAGACAGAAACUGUGCUGAGACAAGCCCUUGGAGAAAGGGUUAAGCCUGUUUUAGCUGUUAACAAGAUGGAUAGGUGCUUCCUUGAGCUCAACCUUGAUGCAGAGGAGGCCUACCUUACAUUUCAGAGGGUUGUUGAGAGUGCAAAUGUCAUCAUGGCAACCUAUGAAGAUGCUCUACUUGGUGAUGUUCAGGUAUACCCUGAGAAGGGAACAGUUGCCUUUUCUGCUGGUUUGCAUGGAUGGGGUUUUACCAUUACCAACUUCGCCAAGGUGUAUGCUUCUAAGUUUGGAGUUGAUGAGGCAAAGAUGAUGAGUAGGCUUUGGGGUGAGAAUUUCUUUGACUCUGCCACCAAAAAGUGGACCAAGAAGCACACCGGGACUUCUACUUGCAAGCGUGGCUUUGUUAUGUUCUGUUAUGAACCAAUCAAACAGAUUAUUCAACUUUGCAUGAAUGAUCAGAAGGAUAAGCUGUGGCCAAAGUUGCAACAGCUUGGGUUGAAAUUGAAGUCAGAGGAAAAGGAGUUAACAGGAAAGGCUUUGAUGAAGCGUGUUAUGCAGAGCUGGCUCCCAGCAAAUAGGGCCCUUCUGGAGAUGAUGAUAUUUCACCUUCCUUCUCCUGCCAGUGCUCAAAAAUAUCGUGUUGAUAACUUGUAUGAGGGUCCCCUGGAUGAUCCUUAUGCUCAUGCUAUCAGAAAUUGUGACCCUGAUGGACCUUUAAUGCUCUAUGUCUCAAAGAUGAUUCCUGCAUCUGAUAGGGGUAGGUUUUAUGCUUUUGGCCGAGUCUUCUCUGGUAAGGUUUCAACCGGUUUGAAGGUCAGAAUCAUGGGACCAAACUAUGUUCCAGGGAAGCAAAAAGACUUGUAUGUUAAAAGUGUUCAGCGAACUGUAAUUUGGAUGGGAAAGAAACAGGAAACAGUUGAGGAUGUGCCUUGUGGCAACACAGUAGCUAUGGUGGGUUUGGACCACUUCAUCACCAAGAAUGCUACAUUAACAAACGAGAAGGAAGUUGAUGCACACCCAAUUCGUGCUAUGAAGUUUUCUGUGUCACCGGUGGUAAGUGUUGCUGUUACAAGCAAGGUUACAUCAGAUCUUCCUAAGCUUAUUGAAGGCCUAAAGCGUUUAGCAAAGUCAGACCCUAUGGUGGUCUGCACAAUGUCAGAGACAGGAGAGCAUAUAAUAUCUGCUGCUGGUGAGCUCCAUCUUGAAAUCUGCUUGAAGGACUUGAAGGAUGAUUUUAUGAAUGGUGCAGAGAUUUCAAUAUCUGAUCCAAUUGUCUCCUUCCGCGAGACUGUGUUUGAGAGGUCUUGCCGUACAGUGAUGAGCAAGUCACCUAACAAACACAACCGUCUGUACGUGGAAGCAAGGCCAAUGGAGGAUGGACUUGCAGAGGCAAUUGAUGAUGAAAAGAUUGGACCAGGGGUUGACCCCAGAAAUCGGUCUAAAAUAUUGUCUGAAGAGUUUGGUUGGGACAAGGAUCUGGCAAGGAAAAUAUGGUGUUUUGGCCCUGAGGGUAAAGGACCCAACAUGGUGAUAGAUACUUGCAAGGGUGUACAGUACCUCAAUGAAAUCAAAGACUCGGUUGUUGCUGGGUUUGAGACAGCAUCAAAAUCAGGUCCAAUGGCUGAGGAGAACAUGCGAGGGGUCUGCUUUGAAAUUUGUGAUGUUGUUCUUCAUGCUGAUGCCAUUCACCGAGGAGGUGGCCAGAUCAUUCCAACUGCUAGAAGGGUCUUCUGUGCAGCCAUGCUGACAGCAAAACCAAGGCUUCUUGAACCUGUGUAUCUUGUGGAAAUUCAAGCACCGGAACAGGCUCUUGGCGAUAUAUACAGUGUUGUUAACCAGAAAAGAGGGCAUGUGUUUGAGGAAAUCCAGAGGCCUGGCACCCCACUUUACAAUAUAAAAGCAUAUUUGCCUGUUAUUGAGUCAUUUAGAUUCAAUGAAUCACUAAGGGCUCAAACUGGAGGUCAAGCUUUCCCACAGUUAGUAUUUGACCACUGGGAUAUGGUGCCAUCGGAUCCACUAGAACCUGGCACUCCUGCUGCUGCACGUGUGGCUGAGAUAAGAAGGAAAAAAGGCUUGAAAGAACAAAUGAUGCCCCUGUCUGAGUUCGAGGACAGACUUUGAUGUGUCAAUAAGUUAUCUUUGAAACAAAUAUAGUAUAACUUUUUUUUUUUCCUAGAUUUUGUUCAUGUUACUCAAUCUUAAUGUUAGAUGAUAUUAAUCGUAGUUUCUCAAUUGUAAUGUUACAUGGCAAUUUUCUUUCUUCUCUUUUUUGUUUAUUUAUUAAUAUUGUACAACUUAAAUUUCA
Messenger RNA from Cajanus cajan (pigeon pea), 3886 nucleotides. Lineage: Eukaryota; Viridiplantae; Streptophyta; Magnoliopsida; Fabales; Fabaceae. The record is from RefSeq and is a predicted model, not a curated record.